AUGCCUCGCCCUAGCAAGUUACAAGUUACAAGCUCCACGCACAAGUGCGGGGGUGUCCGUAAAAGCCAUUGGGGGGGGCCCAUGGACGGUAAAUCGUUUCUGGCGCGGUUACGUGGUGGACCAUCAUCGUCCUCCCUCGUCCGCUUGAGCAUGUUUGGUGUGUCUGGAGCCAUACAAACCCUGCAGCGGAAGAAGCGCAGCGCUGGAGUGCGCGCUGCGCAGCAGCCGCUCUUCCUCCCCAUCAACUGCCCCUGGAACACCUCUUACCAGCUAGCUAAGUGGGGCUUAUGUCCCCCCCCUACUCGAUACUUACUUGUGAUGGCCGCCAGAGGAAUUUGGAGCUCUUGGCCCGGCUGGGCGCUGCCAGGGGCAGGCUGCCACCGAAGGCUGCUGCUCGCAACUGUUAAGUAUCCCUCCGGGCCUCCAGCACCAAGCCAUGCGCGCUUGGUGAUAAGUUGCUGCUCGUGCGCCAUGGCUGCCGCGGUGCUGAGAUGUGCCGAGUCCUACGGCCGCCGUAUUAUGAUCGCUGCCUACAUCCUUUGA
This is a messenger RNA of Volvox carteri f. nagariensis, 543 nucleotides long. RefSeq lists its product as uncharacterized. Lineage: Eukaryota; Viridiplantae; Chlorophyta; Chlorophyceae; Chlamydomonadales; Volvocaceae. The coding region runs from base 1 to 543 and encodes 180 amino acids. The transcript is spliced from 2 exons. The record is from RefSeq and is a predicted model, not a curated record.